AGUUUAAUUAUGAAGAUGAAGAAAAGUUAGAAAAAAUUAGUGGAAAUAUGGGAAUAUGCAUAUGACCGUGAUGUAGAGCAUAAUUAAAUUACUGAAAGAAAGGCUACUGCCGGCCUCUGCGGCAACACUGAGCUCUCUUUCUCGCUGUGUGUUCCAUGGAAGUCCAAGCCAAGUAAAGCAGUUGGUCGAUUCAGGACUCGUCUCCGCAUUCAUGGAUUCAGGCAACCCCUCACCGGUGCGAGUCCUAAGUCGCCCACCAUCAUCCCCUACACCCACCACCUCAUCUCCCUCUCCAAUCCCCUCCGCGCCGCCGCCCGACCCGCCUCCGUCCUCGUCGCUGCAGCCACGCCCUUCUGAGAACGUCGUUGUUGUGGGCUUCAUUGGGCGCAGACCCGACGACGUAUCCCACCUCAUGAAUCGGAUCCUUGACCUGAAUGCGUUCGGGUCGGGCAAUCUGGAGAAGGGUUUGUGUAUCGAGAAAGAGGAAGUGAAAGGGUGGUUCGAGAGUAGGAGAAUUAGCUAUUACCACGAUGAGGAAAAGGGGAUUUUGUUUUUGCAGUAUUGUUCCACUGGGUGUCCGGCGAUGGAAGGGUUUUUGCAGACGGAUUGGGGUUUCGAUUCGGCUUUGGAGGAACGCGAGUUUGGGGACCUUCAAGGAAUGCUCUUCAUGUUCGCUGUUUGCCAUGUAAUCAUAUAUAUUCAGGAGGGUUCGCGCUUUGAUACCCAAGUUUUGAAAAAAUUUCGAGUGUUACAAGCUGCUAAGCACAGUUUGGCUCCAUUUGUGAGAUCCCGAACUACACCAACAUCAACAUCUACAUCUAGACCUCCAUCGUCACGACCGUCUUUAUCAGCCACCUCCUCUAAUAAUCCUUCUCCAGGCAGAGGUGGUGGCAGUUCAAAUCGUAACACUUCGUCUAUUUCUCUCAUGUCAGGUUUAGGUUCUUAUGCAUCUUUGUUUCCAGGACAGUGUAAUCCAGUCACCCUGUUUGUUUUUCUGGAUGAUUUUUCAGAUGUGCUUAAUCCCACUUCUAAUGUAGAUGAGUCAACAGAUAACUCAUUUAACCAAUCUUCUAGUUUGAGCAAUUUAGCUAGGCCAAGCCUGCCCACAAAAGGUUCUGGUUCAGUUGUUGUGCUAGCUCGCCCUGGAAGUAAAUCGGAAGGCGGUUUCAGGAAGAAACUGCAGUCAUCUCUUGAAGCACAGAUUCGUUUUUUGAUUAAAAAAUGCCGAACACUCACAGGAUCUGAAACUCAUUCUGCGUCAAGGGGUGGGGGCGUUUCAAGUUCAGCACCUUUAUUUUCACUUGAUGCAUCAAGGGCUGUUUCACUGUUAGACAGAUCUACCAACCAGAAAGGUGAAUCUCUUGAAUUUGCUACUGCCCUUGUGGAAGACGUUUUGAAUGGAAAGGCGACCUCAGAUUCUCUUUUGCUCGAAAGCCAUAGUCAAAAUGCAAACAAAGAGGACAUUCUAUCUGUAAAAGAGUUCAUUUACAGGCAGUCUGAUAUCUUAAGAGGGAGAGGGGGGUUAGUCACUAACACCAACAGUGGCUCAGCUGCUGGUGUUGGUAUGGUGGCUGUUGCUGCAGCUGCUGCUGCUGCCUCAGCUGCUUCGGGAAAGACAUUUACUACUCCUGAACUUCCAAGUUUGGAGAUCUGGUUAUCUUCUAGCCAACUUAUUCUACAAGGAGUUCUCUCAGCAAAACGUGGAUGCAUAGAUGAAAUUGAAAUGACUAAAAGAAAACCCCGUCAACGUAACAAUGUGCCACCACAGAUUGAAGGGAUAACUACAAAAGGUGCAGAUCCUCUUGACAUUGCAGUAUCUUGGCUGGAAAGUGGUAAAGAACUAAACGUGAAGUUUUCAACUUUGUGGUGUGAAAGAGCCUUGCCGGCUGCUAAGGAGGUUUACUUGAAAGACUUGCCAGCUCUUUAUCCAACUUCACUGCAUGAAGCCCACUUAGAGAAGACUUUACAUGCCUUCCGCUCAAUGGUUAAGGGACCUGCAGUGCAACUCUUCACAAAAAAGCUGGAGGAUGAAUGCACAUCUAUCUGGAGAUCUGGGAGGCAACUAUGCGAUGCUGUUAGUUUGACAGGAAAACCCUGUAUGCACCAGAGACAUGAUAUUGAAACCGGUGGCUCACUUUUAGGGACAGCAGUCAAGCCACAUUCUAGUGGAUUUGUUUUCCUUCAUGCUUGUGCUUGUGGCCGUUCACGGAAGCUGCGUGCUGACCCUUUUGAUUUUGAAACAGCCAAUAUUACUUCCAAUUGUUUUCCAGACUGUGACAGGUUUCUUCCUGCACUCCAAUUACCAAAAAUGAUCGAUGCAGGACCAAUUCAACCCCUAUCAUGGAAUUUGAUUCGAGUUGGUGGGACAAAGUACUAUGAACCUUCUAAAGGCUUACUUCAGAGUGGGUUCCAUGCCACUCAAAAGUUUCUUUUGAAAUGGAUAAUUUUUUUAGAGAAACAUAGAAUCCAAAAUGGUUCUCCAGUAAGUGCUGUGCAACAGGGUUCUCUAAUCAGGUCAAGUAUAGACCCCAAUGUUGACUUGAUUGCCAAUGUAGAGAUAAAGAAAGCUGGUGCUUUUCAAUUGUACCAACGAGACACACACAAUACAGUUGAAAAUGAAAGAAAACCUUUGGAGAAUAUUAAGUCUGAUGAUAAAAAAAUCAGCUUUGGUAGAGGUCUUCCCAAUUUUACAAUGAGAAAACCUUUUUCUGAGGUUGUUGCUGGAUCAGCAACAGUUGAUUCAGGAUUUCCUCCUCUUCAGCAGAUGAAACAGCCUUCAUUAGGUUCAGAAAAGGGUAUCAAGCAAAGUAGUGCUAGGGAUAGGAGUGCUGAACAGGUUCAUGAAACUGCUGAUUUUCAAGGCUCUCAAAAAUUGGAAGAAUAUUCUUCUGUUCUGGAAACCUUAAAUGGGAGCAAUGCUAAUGGCUACACAGGUAGUGACCCAUUUUUACAAAUAGGUAGUAAUUUAAUUCCAGUGACCGUAAAUGGUGGUGGAAAUAUCAAAUUAAACACUUCUUUGAAGCAUGUAGCAGUGUAUGUUGGAUUUGAGCAUGAAUGCCCCCAUGGACAUCGUUUUAUACUCACACCACAGCAUCUAAAUGAACUUGGAUCCUCACAUUCAUUCCCUGAAGAUUUCCAUUUGUCUGCAUCUAUGGAAAAUUUGGAUCACAAAGUGGCAGAUCCUCCAAAAUUGGGAAAGAAUGGUGGACAUGGCAAAGGUCAUCGACACUCAAAUGGGAUGGCUGCUACUGCUACAAAUAAGCUGAGAAAUUUUGAUAAGUCAAAAGAGACAUUGGCUAAUGGCAGUCAGCACUUAGAUGCUCUGGUGCAGUUCUCAGGACUAGGAAGGGAACAGAACCAGACAUCAAUUGGCUCGUCAACACUCCCUAAUUCUGUAAAAGAUCUUGGAGAAAGCGUGCAGUCUGUUAACCUUGAUGAUGGUGGAGGUGCUUUCUCCCUUUUGAAUAGAAAUUUACCAAUAUACAUGAACUGCCCACACUGCAAGUUCUCCAAGAAUAAGAAGGAUCUGUCAAAUGUUAAGUUUGCGGGCACAAUAUCACAGCUUCAAAGGAUUUUUCUGGUCACACCUCCGUUUCCAGUAAUCUUAGCAACAUGCCCGGUUGUACAGUUUGAGGCAUCUUGCCUGCCUCCAUCCAUUCCAGACCGUGAGAAACGAUUGCAGUUCAGCCUUGGAUGUCGUGUGAUCCUACCACCAGAGAGUUUCCUUACACUUAGACUCCCAUUUGUCUAUGGUGUACAACUGGAGGAUAGAAGUUUGCUUCCUCUUAACCCUUUUGAUCAUCAGCCCGAACUAACUGCCUGGAUUACCAAGGGCACAACAUUGCAGAUCAUGUCCAAGGGAAGCAAUCUGGAUGAGCAGUUUGGAACGUAAUACAAGAUUACUGUGACCUAAAAAUUUGGUCCUUCCAUGCUGAGUUUGCAGAAGCAGAUUUGUAUCAGCAGCUCCAUCAUGCAUCAGCUAUGAUCCAUAUAUUAUCUAACAAUGGAUCAAAUGAGGGUAGCCCAAUGAAAUGGAAUUAGUCACUGAAGCUCAAAACCAUGCUGUUUUGCUGUUCCUUUCUGGAGUCCAUCUGCAUUCUCUUUUUGAUCAGUUUGUGCAAAUUUGGGAAGGAUUUCUCAUCCUUAUUUGUACCAUCAAUUCACAUCAAUGAAUUUGUUUCUUUCUGAUAUAAAAAAACAAGAAGAAAAAAAAUACUACCAAUGAGAUAUUUUUAGUUGAUUUUUUCUUCAAGUUACUGACAUAUAGAGAUGAGGACGCCACUUAGACAAGAACAUUGUUGAACUUAUUGGUUGGUGAAAGAGUGGCUUUUCUUUGGCAUUGCUUGGGUGAUGCCCUGGUCUUCAAAAGUUUUUCCCUUGAUAUGGUGGGCUCAAGCUGGAAUUGGAAGUGCUUCUAGGUUGGUUGUUUAGAAAAGAUUCCCAUUUUUUUCUGGUGUACAUGGCCAGAAAGAAAUAGGAAAAGUCGUAGGAUGUAAAAUCUUGACCACAAAUUUAUAGAUGGUUUUGAGGAAGCUUUACAUGUUCUUUGGAGAAUACCUAGACCAAAUCCUCCUUUCUUGCUUUCUUAGAUUCUUCUUCUUUUCUCUAUUUGGUAGCAAAUGUAAUUCAACUCAUGGCACAGCUGUGCUCCGUGUCCUACCACAUAAGUCAUUCUACAUGAUUCCAUGAAAUUCUCUUGAGAAAUUACACAAUCGUACGCUUUGGACUGUCGAAUACUAAGUCCACUAUUAGCUAAGUAAUCAGCAGCCUGUUUAGCCUCCCUAAGCACACGACUUAUACUAAUCCCCAUUCUGACUUUUCAAGCAAUUUUCUACAAUCUUCAAUAAUAUUUGCUUUUGCAUGUGGAUGUCCAUAAAUGUUCUUUGAUCCUUGGAUGACAGUUUGCUAAUAUUUUCUUUUGCACGUGGAUAUCCAUGAAUGUUCUUUGAUCCUUGAAUAACAAUUCUGCAUCUUGUAGUUUUCUGCUUUCUGUUUGUACUCCUUGCAUGUACUUAGUUUGGUCUCUUGGGUCCUCUUUGGUUUUGAGUAGGAUUAGAAUUAAAACUCUUUUUAAGAUAAACUUAUGUUUGAAUUCUCCUCCCCCCCCCCCCCACCUCUUACCUUUCUCCUCAUUUAUUGUUCCUUUGCACAUGGUAUCUGUGCUACUCUGUGCAUGAAAAUAAUCCGUAGUCAAAGGUCAUAUUUAUUUAUGAUGUCUAAGCUGAAGUUGAUCUUU
Molecule: messenger RNA, 5236 nt
Organism: Vitis riparia (riverbank grape)
Lineage: Eukaryota; Viridiplantae; Streptophyta; Magnoliopsida; Vitales; Vitaceae
Exons: 6
Coding region: 212-3892 (1226 amino acids)
Biological process (GO): nuclear-transcribed mRNA catabolic process, nonsense-mediated decay
Source: RefSeq, a predicted model, not a curated record